Auxenochlorella protothecoides is the source of this 2673-nucleotide messenger RNA. Its product is annotated as Potassium channel subfamily T member 2. The transcript has 15 exons. The record is from RefSeq and is a predicted model, not a curated record. Bases 1 to 2673 code for a protein of 890 amino acids. Lineage: Eukaryota; Viridiplantae; Chlorophyta; Trebouxiophyceae; Chlorellales; Chlorellaceae. Gene Ontology annotation, molecular function: monoatomic ion channel activity. Gene Ontology annotation, biological process: potassium ion transport; transmembrane transport. Gene Ontology annotation, cellular component: membrane.
AUGCUGAAGCUCGCCCUCCGUCAAAGUACCGUGGCCCUGGGACUGCAAUACCUCCAGGUUGCCGCCUCCCUCCUGUUUGUGGUGCUGUACGUCUGGAGCACAUAUUCGCCGCCAGUUCCACACUCCCUGCGCGCCCGCAUGGAUAUACUACUGUGCGCCAUCUUUGCCGUGGAGUACCUGCACCGGCUGCUGGUCCUGCACACCAGCCUCGCCUCCCGCCUGCGAAUGGCCACUUCCUGGUGGAACCUGUGCGAUGCCGCGGCCUUCCUGCCACCACUCCUGGAGGCGGUGCUACAGCCCUUCACCGGCUUUUCGCUGGGCUGGCUGGACCUGCGCGCCCUCAAGGUCCUCAGGUCCAUGCGAGUGAUGAGGAUUGGGCUGCUGGCAUCGGAGCUCUCCUCCCUCCAUCUCUCCACCAAGCGCGGGGCGUGGCUGGCCGCAGGCGCAAACUUUCGGCUGUUCCAGCUCAUCGCCUCCAUUUUCAUCCUGCUCUUCACCACGAGCUCUGUGAUCCAGCUGGUGGAACGAAUCCCCUUUGAUCAAGCGCUGUACCUGGUCCUGACUACCCUCACCACCGUCGGGUUUGGAGACAUUGUGGCCUACACCAUCCUUGGCCGCCUCGUCAUCCUGGUCAUGAUCUGCGUGGGCGUGGUGCUGAUCCCAGUCCAGGCCGCGCAGCUGUACAGCGAGCUGGCCUCGCGCAGGAUGGUCCAGGGGACGGUGCCCAAAGAUGCCGCGACGCCCUUCGUCCUGUUGUCCACCCGGCUCAGCGAGAUCCGUGCCUUCUCCGACCUCUUUGCCGAGUUCCAGGCGGCGAUGGAGGAGAGCGUGCUCCCCCUGUCCACGAGAAUGGAGCUACAUGAACGCUCAGUCACGCUGCUGGAGGGAUCGGCCAUCUCUUCCGAGGACCUGGUGACUGCCCAUGCCGAGAAGGCGCGUGCCAUCCUCCUCCUGGCAGAUCGAUUCACCACAGAUGCUCACCAGGAAGACCUGAGCAUCCUGUUCCAGGUCUGGGCCUGCAAGGGGUACACCUCGAAUGUGCCACUGUAUGUGCAGACGUUGCGCCAGAGCACAGUGACCCAGAUCCGGCCCUUUCUGGACCCCAGUCAAGACAUCGUGGUGUCCCUGGAGCAGACGCGGUACAGACUGCUUGCCCUCUCCGCCGUCUGCCCCGGGGCCACGACGCUCCUGGGCAAUCUCCUGCGGAGCUCAGACGUCCAGCCGCUGUCAGUGUUGGAGAACAAGCCCGCGCCGCGCAGGUGGCUGCGCAGCUACAUCGACGGCUGCGCCGACCAGUUCUGCGAGGCCCUGCUGCCGGAGCAUCUGGCGGGCCGUGCCUUCCGUGACGUGGCGAGCUGGCUCUUCACCACCUCCGGCCUCGUCCUCAUCGGCAUCGUGGAAGAGGGCAAGUGGCCCCGCCUGCGGCUGAACCCCGGCUGCGCUCAGCUUCCCCGCGGCUGCCAGGUGCUGGUAAUCGGACAGAGCGAGGUGGAGGUGUGCGAGGCGCUGCAGAGACCCUACUUUGGUCGCCCCUCCCCCAGGGGCCGAGGGGCGAUGGGCGCGGCGAAGCCUCGGCAGGCGCCAGCGGCCUCCCCGGGCGAGGCAGCUGCGCAUGCAGCCCCAAGCGGCGCCCCGGCGCCCCCCGACCCCUCCCCAGCCCCCUCUGGGAACGAGUGCAGCAGCCCCGAGGGCUGCAGCGUGGUGGAGGCGGUGAAGCGCACCGCGCUCACCGAGCACAUCAUCCUGGCGGGGUCGGAGCCGUCCUUCUGCCCCUUCGUGCGCUACCUGCGCCGCGCCUGCAGCGACCCCCACACGCCCAUCGUCGUGCUGCACCCCACCCGCCCCCUGGAGCUGUGUGAGGGCGGCGUGGAGGAGGCCGGCCCCGUGCAGUGGGUGCAGGGCUCGGCCGCGGAGCCCUGGGCGCUGUCCGCCGCGGGGGCCGGCCGCGCGCGAGCGCUGGUCUACCUGGCCAAGGACACGCGCCCCGUCAGGUCCGCGCAGGCCACAGGUUCGAGCCCAGCGCUGGUGAGGUCAACACGCGAGGCGGUGCUGGAGGACGCCGAUGCGCUGCUGGCGUGCUACGGGGUCGGGGAGGAAAGCGGGGCACGGCUCACGCACACCGUGGUGGAGCUCCUCUUCACCACCUCGAUAGAGUUCCUCCAGCCCGGCCUGCUGCUCCGCGGCGUGGACUUUGGGGACGUGGGGUCACGUGACGUGCGGGGUGUGCCACGCCGCUCCUGGGCGCUGCGCGCCUCCCAGCAGGCCGCUUCGGUCGCGGCGGGGCUCACCGAGUGGCAGGCCAAUCCCUACUACUGCGCCGGGCGCGUGACCGUGCCCGCCCUGAUGGACGCCUUCCUCUGCUCCAACUUUGUCAACAGGGGCCUGCCGCGUGAGACCCUGGCGGAGCUGGCGGGAGAUGGCCCCUCGGGGGGCACGGGCGGCGCGGCGCUGCUGCAGAUACCGGUGCCGCCCGAGCACCGUGGGAAGCCGUACGGGGUCCUGUUCCACAACCUCCUCGCCGAGCAGGGCCUCAUCUGCCUCGGCCUCCUCCGUGAAAAGUCGGAGACCCCCAGCAGCCGCCUGCCCUACGUGGUGACUAACCCCGCAGCCAGCGCGAUCCUGGAGGAGACGGACCGGGUGUUUGUGCUGCGCCAGCCCAACCAGGAUGCCUAG